UAAUUAUUCUCUCUUCUCUACAGGAUGCCUCUAUGACUAACUGAAAAUCUGUUGAGAGAUUUCUGGAAUGUGCUGUAGUUCGUCCUUGAUACCGACGGAGAUGCACCAUCAAUGAUAGUGCAGUGGCCUUCCUCAAUUCAGUCACUUCAGCUGACUUGGCAAACAAGUGGCCUCUUUUGCCUGGCUACAGAGGGGUCUGAAUCUAAGAUUUCUAGGAAGGAAGGGAAGCUGCAUGAAAACAGAGGCUGGAUGCUGGGCGUGAAGAUGAAACAAUCAGACCCACUGGUGGACCUUAAUUUGAAGAAGGUCCCUGAUGAGACACUUGUUGCUGGGGAGCCUCCAGGUGGCCUGGUGUUGAAAUGGAUUGAACAAGACCCUGAAGGAGGACAGCCGAAGGAGCGGGAAGGCCAGUGGCAGGAAUUCCUGAAGGCUAGGAAUCUCCCUCAUUCAGUUGGGCUGCAGAGGGAUUCUGGCCCUUGGGACGAUGCCAAGGCCUUUCUGAUCUCCUUUGAGCAAGUGGCCGAAGCUUGCCAGUGGCCUAGAGCCGAAUGGAUGGCCCGGCUCCUGCCAGCGCUGAGCGGAGAAGCGAAAGAGGCCUUCAAUGGCCUCGAAACUGGGGACCAAGAGGAUUAUGGGAAGGUCAAGGCUGCCAUCUUGCGGGGGGCAGCCCUCAAAAUGGAGGCCCAGCGCCAGCACUUCCGUCAGUUCCGCUACCAGGAGAUUGAAGACCCCCGGAGGGUUUACAGCCACCUCCGGGAGCUUUGCCACCAGUGGCUGAAGCCGGAGAGACACACCAAGGAGCAGAUCCUAGAGCUGCUGGUCCUGGAGCAGUUCCUGGCCAUCCUGCCCCCGGAGAUCCAGAGCUGGGUCCGGGAGUGUGGCCCAGAGAAUUGUGUCCAGACGGCAGUCCUGGCAGAGGACUUCCUGAUGAGCCAACAGGGGGCAGAGACGUGGAAAUGGCAGGUGCCGGUAUCUUCCAAAGACGAGAUUGGGAAUCCACACAACCCUGUAAAGGAACUGCUGUUUGUGAAGGCUGAAGAGCAUAUUCUUACAGAUCCGGGAUCAACACACCCAGAUGAUGAAAACAGGCCUUGUAGCCAUCCCAUAUCUUUACCUCCACCUGAGGGACAAGAAUUUGUUGAAGCAGGACCAGCUGAGGUAUGUAAAUAUCUGGGGGGUGAGGGCAGGAGGCUUUGUGACCAGCUUUUUGUGAGAGGCAAUCUUGUAUUACAAAAAGAGGUUAACUGACCCUGGCUCUCAGAUAUUUUAAUACUGAAUGAUCAGGCUACAAAUGCUUAUAGGAGGAAAACAAACCAACCAAGAUGGAUCUAUACCAGCCUUUCUCAACCUUUUGACCCUGGAGGAACCCCUGAAAUAUUUUCCAGGUCUCAGGGAACCCCUGCACAUUCAGGCUCAAAUAGAGGCCAGAAGUUACAGAAUUAUUAUAUUCAUUUCAUGG
Molecule: messenger RNA, 1459 nt
Organism: Candoia aspera
Lineage: Eukaryota; Metazoa; Chordata; Lepidosauria; Squamata; Candoiidae
Exons: 3
Coding region: 112-1248 (378 amino acids)
Source: RefSeq, a predicted model, not a curated record